AUACGGCCCGUGGUUGUCGUAAAGCAGAGAAACCGAUACGUGAACGUCAACCAACUAGCUAGCGUUAGCUUAAGAAGUAUUUUAAAAGAUACAUAAGCUAAUUUACACAUUUUUUCGUGUAGCUAAAUUGUUAGCGAGCUAUCUAGAUAUUUAUUUAUGUUGUUAGGUUAUCUUAGGUUUGGCUAACGUUAGAUAGUUACAUUAUGGACGUUUUACGUCCGCCUCUUAUUAAUAUAAACGGAAGAAUAUACCGAAGGAAUAUCAUUAAGGAAGAACAUUAUGAGGAAGAAGAAGAUUUUUCCUAUAUGGGACCUCCAGAGAGUGGUGACCUUGCAGAAGAUGAAACCUGUGAUACUCACCUGAUAGAACAGACUGAUAAAGGAUUCCGCUGUGCCAUUGAUGUCCCAAGUGUUCUUUACAAAUACAUCAUUGGGAAAAAAGGAGAGACACGCAGACGUCUGGAGUCUGACACAAAGACAUCUAUCAGCAUCCCUAAACAAGGAGUGGAGGGACAGAUUGUUAUCACAGGUUCCCAGAAAGCUGCAGUCUCGUCUGCAGUCACACGAGUUGAGGUCCUUGUCGAGAGUUUCCGGAAAAAGCAGCCUUUCACGCACUUCCUGUCAUUCCCUCUGAAUGAUCCCAAAAUUCAAGAGGGGUUUCUGAGGUUUAAAGACGAGGUCUUGCAGCAGUGUUCACAGGAUCAUGGAGUAGACGGAAGCAUCUUUCAAAACCCUGCAAAGCUUCACCUGACAGUCGGCACCCUGGCUCUGUUAAAUGACAUGGAAGUGAGAAAAGCAUGUGAUCACCUCCAAGAGUGUCAAAACUUCAUCAGAGACCUCACAGCAGGAAAACCUCUGCUGUUGGACGUGACGGGUAUAGAGUACAUGAAUGAUGACCCAGCUAUGGUGGACGUCUUGUAUGCCAAAGUCAAUGUGAAAGAUGGAUCUGACAAGUUGCAGGUGAUUGCAGACCGGCUGGUGGAGCACUUCGUCUCAGCGGGGCUGAUGGUCAGAGAGUGGGACAGAGUGAAGCUGCACGGCACUGUGAUGAACACUCUGUUCAGAAAGGACUCCACAGUUGAAGACUCGGGCGGCCCAGGAAGGCAAACCAUUAGUGAAAGAGAGGCGUUCGAUGCCAGAAACAUAUUAAAGAAAUUUGGUGCUCAUUGUUUCGGAGACUUUGAGCUGAAUACCGUCCUGCUUUCCCAGAGAUUUUCAACAGAUUGUACAGGUUACUACACCUCUGCAGGGAGCAUCAACUUCUCAUGAGUUUGCAACCGAGCAUAUUAUGAGGGACAUGAUUAAGGAUGCGCUGGGCAGAUGUCCUCACUAAUGAUGGUAGUGAAAACACAUGUGAAGGAACAUACGUCAUCCACAGGGAGACUCACACACUUGUGACAUUUAACUUGCCGGUAUUUCAACAUGUUCGGACUACAUGUUCAUUCAAAUGGCCGUGCGUGUUUAGUUGCAUAGCACAGGAACAUAUUGGACCAGGGCUGCUAGUAAUGAUUAUUUUUCAGUGUUAGUCAGUUACUCCAUUAUUUCCUUGAUUAACUGAACAAUUGUUUAGUCUAUAAAUUGUCAUUAAGUGGUUGGACAAAUGGGUAACAUUUAAGUCAAUUUAGCAUUUAUAAGCACUAUACAAACAUCUCAUAAAUUGUUUAUAAUGCACUAUAAUUUAGCUGUAAGCUGCUGUAAGGACAUUUGUAAUGUUAUCAAUCUGCAGUAUUUGGUAACAAAUACGUUUUCACCUUAUUGCAGCCGUGUUUUACUAUAUUGUCAUUCAUGAUCUCUUUAUUAUAAACACACCUACAUUAUAGUGCGCCAUUUUUUUAUGUUUAUCAUCUGCAUAUCAAUGCUAAAUAGCAGUAGAACCCAAGGUGACACCUUUUAAUCACCUAUUUAGUCCAACUAACAGACCAAAACCCAAAGAUAUUUAAUUUACAAAGACAUACAGCAGAGGAAAGUGGCACAUUCUUACAUUUCAGACAAUGGAACCAGCAAAAAUGUUGCUAUUUUGGUUGAUAGAUGAUUAAAACGAUCACUUUAUCACAUUCAUAGCAUGAUCAGAAAUAACAAACGUGUUAUUGCAUUUCCACAGAUUAAUUUGGAUUGACUCAUGUUGCUAUGCAUGUCUGUGUGGGUGAGCUUGCUUAUUUUUUCUGUCCCUGCCAUACUCUCACCCUAAUUAGUCAGCUCUGUGCUUCCUGCUGUGGGAACUUCCAGCGUAACCCUUGAGAUUUCGAGACUAGCAUGUGUCCCUUUCAAUAAGCCUGCUAAAUGAGACCUCAGUGUGUGUUUGUGUUACCGCGGACCUGUUUCCUCUGUGGGUAUGCAUCCUUAUUUCUGAAGAUCUGAGGAGACGCAGGAGCUGGUUUUUAAUUAAAAUGUUAAGCGCCGUAGUUGCCUUUGCAGGCAUGUGUGCAUGCGCCUGUUCACAUACAUGGAUGAGUCACAUAGGCUGCAUGUUUAGAAGGCUGGUUCGCUACGCCCUCUGAAAACAAGCCUUUGCAAUGUAAAAGAGUUGAUAAAACCCUGUUUUCUCCUUUACUCUUUUUCAUUGUCUAGAAAGAAAAGCUGUUUCUAAAUGAAGUGAGAGUAAAGAAAUGUCUGCGAUGACCCCAUAACACUCUAAAAACUUACAUUGAACCUUUCAAUAAUUCAUAUCAUGUUUGGUAACUGAAGUCUUGUGUUAUCUCAACCAAGUAUUGUUUAGGCCUCAAUCCAAUUUGCAUAUUUAAUUUCAUGCCAGUUUUCAAAGUAGCCUUUUUUUUAAAUGCAGAGGCUGUUUGAAAUAGGUUUUAUUUGAUCAAUGUCAAACUUUUGAGCACACUUUGGGUUUUGAUAUUCAGAACCGCACUAUGCAAUUUUUCAUAGUGUAAUUAGAAAUCAAGCUUUCAUUCAGUAGGGCCGGCAUUAACAUCUGCUGAGGGGGAAAAAAAAGCUGAUGUCUGACAGACGGACCUUUUUAAUACAGUAGAUAUGUUUGAUUUGCAUGCUAAUAAAACUAUGAAAUCGAUUAAGCACCUAAUUACCUUUUAAGGUCAUGGUCAAGUUUUACCCGUGUGUGCCUUAAAGCACGCAUGUUGAUCAGGUUCAUUUAGCAGAGCGAUGUGUAGAAUACAUUAAAUCCAUUUCAGUGAAAGGAUGAACAGGGAGCACUAAGGUGACAUUUCAGUAGGUAGCAUUGUACUCUUGCUGUCAUGUUUUCCCCUUAACAAGCUUGAAGCCUAAGAUUGUUCUGUGAAGGUGUUUUGAUUGAUCAAACACGUCUGUCCACAAAAAGUUACAAAGGUGGUCUGUAAACAAUCCUGCGAGACAAAGCCGACGACUCUUUCAAACUGGAUGUUGUUAGAGGUGAAAUAUGACUGCACGCCUGCCUUUGAUUUUUCCUCUUAUGUUGGAUGUGACUCUCCCAUUGAGUGCCACCGCCGUUUGAAUUUCACACUAAUCACUCUGUCACUAAUGGACGUGAGCGGCCUUGACGGACAGCCAAGGCUGGAGUAUUUGAAACGUCUAAUCUGUGUCUCCAGCGAGAAGGCAGGUGAUCCCUGCAGCAGCUCUUUAUCAUUCAAAGUGCUGAGUCUGGAGGCUGCACGCAGCUGUCCACGUCUGUUUGCUGCUUGAGGCAUUCACACCGGGAGGAGAGGCACAAAGUCAAGUGUGUUUGAACAGCAGGUUGUCAUUCAGUGCUGCUGUUUACUUCAUGUACACACUGCUCUAUAAGACUUAAAAAUGAGACUGUAGCCAAUUUUCAGUAUCGAUUAAUGUCUGUUGCUUUUUCUUUUUUGUUAUGAGUGUUUAAACUUUAAAAAAUAAAAUUUCAGAAAAUGAAACAAUUUAGCAGAACCGAAGGCAAUGUCCUUAAAACAGGAAAGCAAAAAUCCUGACAUUUGAGAUGCCGGAACUAGCAACUGACACUUUGCUUACAUUGUUUACAUGAUAAACUGUUAAACCUUGUUUCACUGUGACAUAAAAUCAGUUUUUAUGCUAAGUUAAGGACUAAAGAGGUAGUUUGACUGCCUUUAUUUAAAUAUCAAAUUGCUUAAUCAGUCAGACAUUAAAAUUGGGGUAAGUUGUUCUGGAGAAAGAUUGUUGAUCUUUAAUUUGAAAUUUGGUGAAUAUCUCCUCUCACUCUGCUAGCUGUCCAUUCUGCAAAAAAAUAAAAAAUAAAAAGUCUUUUUUGUACACAGCCCUGGCUCUAUAGAUGGUAAACAAACAAAGUGGCUCAGAUUGAGCCACACAACCUUAUUCCAGCCAGUCAGCAACAGGUGGCAUUCGUGCUCAUGGAGGAGGAGGGGAGAUGUGGGGAGGGGGUGAGAGGGACAGUUAAUCUGGCAUGCUAACGUAUGACAGCAUUGUGAAGGAGGAGAGAUGGUAAUAUCAACAGUCUUUCUGCAGUAUGACUCACCCCACAUUUAAAGCAGGAUUAAUUGAUUUUUUUAAAUAUCUAAUGGAGGCAGCAGAACAAGCUGUAAACACAACACUGACAUAUUUUUCGAUGUCACGGCGAAGAUGUUAGCAAACAGCUUCCACAUACAGCAGACGAGGACCAACAUUAUCAUUCAUUUGGAGUCUUGUUUCUGGCCACCUGAUGAAUACCAGUAUUUACUCUUGUAGCUCUAUUUUUGGUCUCCACCAACUCCUGAAGGAAAUAUGUUUCUCUUUGGUUGCUUAAUGCUACACUUGGUACCCGAACAUCUGUAAACCAAAACAAGAGGCUGAAAGACGCUAAAACACUGCGUAGAGGAGGGUGUCUGCAGAGUCAGGUGAUUCUUUGCCACAAGUGACCGCUUUCACAUUAGAAUGUAAUUCUAAUUGUUGACGUAAGAAUAUUGAUUAGCGCAGCUUCAAAGCAUAAAUGAUGACACGUGGUGAUAAAAUCUGUUCAUUUGUCUAUUCAUCGACUAAUUGUCUCGGCACCGAAGGCUCACACGACGAUCGCUUCGGGUUUAAUAUGCAGCAGUUGAGAUUCACUGCUGUAAACUCGCCCUGUAUCGGAAGCUUCUUAAACAAAUCAUCCAGACUUCUAUUCAGAUGUUUUAUUCAUCCUCUCCGAAGUGUUGCAGUGUGAAAUCCCUCCAUGCAGCACUUAAAGCUAUUUCUUAUUGCCUGGAUGUAGAAUGAAACUGAUGGGGAUUUGUCAAUUAUAGUAGUUGGCAUAAACUUGUUAAUGUAGACUAAAAAUAAGUCAUCUGCUGAGACCGAGCGUGUCAAGAGUUCAGAAUAUUAGCCCGUUUCUGUCUUUUGUGCACAUUUAAUUGAAAAAGGUGCUGCACUCUCUUCCACCCCUGCUGCAUCUGCCCGCAGUGCAAAACAGCAGCUACCAGUAGUUCCUGGCAAAGGCAAACUGCUGUCAGACUGCUCUCAACUCACUUUGCACUUUUAAUAGCUGUGUGACCCAGUUUGAAUCCAAAUGAAUUAGAUCUAUACGCAUUUAUAGCAGCUCCACUUACAGCUGUAAGUCACUUGAGAUUACUUAUUAAAUGCCUCCCAAUGUGGUUUAUUCUCUCCUCAAAUAACUUCUUUUGAUGCUCCUAUCCAGGAACUUACUUUCAGGCUAUAUUUUUUUUUUCCAUGUGCACUUUACAGUGGCAGCACCUAUCACAGGCAGUAACUGCCUCACAAACAAACUCCCGUAGUGGCUGUGGCUGGAGGAGAAACGCAGUACCAGAAUUAGUUUUUAUUGUGCUUUUGUGUCAUCAGUAUUUUAUGCUUUAAUACAAAGGCUUUAACUUAAAAAUAAACAGCAUACAGAUGGAACAUGCACAAGUAAAUUACAAAACAGAAUAUAAAUGAAAAAAUGAUGAUGGGAAAGUAAACAUUUUUACACGGCCUUCCAGCAUCUCAAAUGUGAGGACUUUCUGCUUUAUUUUGUUUUAUAUCAAGUGGAGGUUGAACAUCUGUGGGUGUUCGACUGUUGAUCAGACAAAACAAGCAAAUAUGUAGCUAUCAUCUUGGAUUUUGGGAAGUUGCAUUUGGUAUUUUUCAGUAUUUUACAACAUUUUAUACACCAAAAAUAUGUUUAUUGAUCAAAAAAUAAUCAAACGGAUACAUUGUAGAUGAAAACAAUCAUUAUCUGCAGCCACAGGGUGCUGUAAACUGCCAAUAUUGAUCACGGAUUAUGUGGUGCAGGUCAGUGAUGGCCGUGGCGUCGGGCUGGAAAGUGUCCUGGCUGAUGAAGAAACCCUCAGUUGACAGUAAAGCACUGCAGGGAAGCACGAGCGGAACAUGAACCGGCUCACAACAGAGUGUCGCUGCAUCUCUGCUGGAUCUUUUGUUGAAAUGAGUUGAAAAAAAUGAACAUUUGUUUGGAUUGUGUUUUCCUUCACAGUGGCAGGAGGUGCUACAGUUUAACAUUCUGUUUAAAUCUGGCAGGAAUAAAUAAAUGUGUAAAGCAUC
Chelmon rostratus (copperband butterflyfish) is the source of this 6401-nucleotide messenger RNA. It is a transcript of the gene ascc1, whose product is annotated as activating signal cointegrator 1 complex subunit 1. Bases 204 to 1268 code for a protein of 354 amino acids. The transcript is spliced from 10 exons. The record is from RefSeq and is a predicted model, not a curated record. Gene Ontology annotation, cellular component: nucleus. Gene Ontology annotation, molecular function: RNA binding. Lineage: Eukaryota; Metazoa; Chordata; Actinopteri; Chaetodontiformes; Chaetodontidae. Gene Ontology annotation, biological process: DNA alkylation repair; regulation of DNA-templated transcription.